AUGCGCAUGCUCUUCUUCGUGCUCGCCGCGCGCUCGGGAGCCGGAGUGGCGGGGUCGGAGCUGCUGCAACGGCGCGAGUGGCCGCGAGGGGUCGUACUGGGGCUCUCCAGAGGGCGAGACCACUACGCGGUGCUCGCGGCGGCGCACGGGGCAGCUUUGAGCAGUGCAGCGCCUCAGCAGCGCCUUCAAGCAGUGCAGCGCAACGCCAGCUGCCUCUCUGGAGCUAUGCGGCGGCUGGCGGGCCUGUGCGAUGGCGCCGAUCCGUGGGCUCGGGACGCGCAGUCGGCUCGCGUGCCGGUUGCCGAGUCAGCCUGGCUGGCGAGAAGCGCCAAGGCCUUCCCUGCAUUCUGGGCGCUGCCCAGAAUGCUCUUUCUUACAGCGACGUAUAGCAACAGCUGCUGCAGCGACUGGGACGCAAGCUCAAAACCGGGCGGGCAAGUCAUCGGCCUAUCCGCUACGGAGUAUAUAGUGGCUACUGCACCGUUCUAG
Emiliania huxleyi CCMP1516 is the source of this 489-nucleotide messenger RNA. RefSeq lists its product as hypothetical. The transcript has 3 exons. The record is from RefSeq and is a predicted model, not a curated record. The coding region runs from base 1 to 489 and encodes 162 amino acids. Lineage: Eukaryota; Haptophyta; Isochrysidales; Noelaerhabdaceae.